UGACCGAGUGACAAACAAAAUUGUGGUUAAAGAUAAGAUAAAGAAAGUUUUUACUUCGUUAUUGACAUUGCAUUUCCUGGAGAUGAAUAUGCAAGAGAUAAGACCAGGAAAGGUUUCAAACGUACCAGGAUUUAUGCCGUGGGGCAUAAAAAAGGACGGAAGUAGUGCUAGUCGUGGGAACCCUUGAAGUGGGAACGAGGAAAUCAGAAUUUGGGACGAAAAUGUGUGCAUAUUAAGACCUGCAUAGAAGAGCAAGCCCUCUUCAGAAAUGUGAAGAGCAGAAAAGCAGCAUCUUGCGCAGUCAAAAUCCAUAGGACCUCUGGUGAUGGCGGAAUACAGCCGGGUGACGAAGGCCUGCAACGAGCGCGGGGAGCUAUGGGAAGACCCGGACUUCCCUGCCUCACAGACGUCUGUGUUCUACCACCAGACUCCGCCAUUUACGUUCACCUGGCGACGACCUACGGAACUGGUGCAGAAUCCGAUCUUCAUCUCUGAGGAAAAUUACCAGUUCGACAUCGUUCACGGCAAGCUGGGCGACAGGUGGUUCGUGUCGUGCCUGGGAUGCCUCCACCUGACGAAGGGCCUCUUCUACAGGGUGGUGCCAGCCGACCAGGACUUUCAGCCCGAGGCCGGCUACUGUGGUGUGUUUAGAUUCCGUGUGUGGUGGUGCGGUGAGUGGCGGGAGGUGCUUGUGGACGACAGACUUCCCACCGUCAACGGAAAGCUGGUGUUCGUCCACUCGCAAUCAACCAACCAGUUUUGGCCUGCACUCUUGGAGAAGGCCUAUGCAAAGCUCCACGGAUCCUACGAGGCUCUGAAGUAUGGCACAUCCCUGGACGGCCUGUCGGACUUCACGGGCGGCGUGGCGGAGUGCGUGAGCCUGCGGGCGGACCCCACGACGUGCGGGCGGCUCCUGGCUAAACUACUCGACCUCACGUCCAUCGUCACCGCCGUCGUGACUGGCCAUAACCAUGGCCAGUCCAAGAUGCAGCCGGAAAAACUGGCCAAUGGCAUCGUUAUGGGCGUCAAUUACCGCAUCUACGCCAUAGAAAAGGUUGAGCGGUAUAGUGGGGAGCAGGUGAGUCUGGUACGGUUGAGGACGCCCCUUGGAACCAGCGGAGAGUACCUGGGCAGCUGGAGAGGGCGCGACGCCCCGGAGUGGGACGACGUCCACCAGCAUGAGAGGGACCGACUCAACCUCAAGCUUACACCGGAGGGCGAGUUCUGGAUGUCCUACAGUGACUUCGUGCGGACGUUCACACAGCUGGAAGUGAUCCACCUGGACGGGGAGACGUCGCGGGACGAGCCCUCCCUGCGCCACAAGACGCCCUGGACGUCCCGCGUAUACCAGGGCACAUGGCUCAAGGGCGUGACGGCGGGCGGGUGCAGGAACAACGCAGACACCUUCCACAUCAACCCGCAGCUCCACCUCAUCCUCAGCGACAUGGAGGAAGUCGUCAUUUCUCUGAACCAACAUUCCGUCAUGGAGCCAAAGGUAAUAGGGUUUACAGCCUACCCGCUGUCCAAGAAUGGCCUCGACUCCAUCAGCAAAGCUUUCUUCAAGAAGAACAAGUCACUCGUCAAUUCGCAGUACACCAACAGCCGACAGGUGGGCGAGCGAGUGCAGUUGGAACAAGGGGGAUACAUCCUUUUGCCGACCACCUUCGAACCCGGGCAAGAAUCUUCCUUCACUCUGAGGGUGUUCUCCUCAAAGCCUCUUAAACUCAAGCUAGUAGACACAGCCCCAUCUCUAGUGAAGCCGGCGCUGCUGAAAGCCCGAGGCUCAGUGGAUGGGAAGAGCCUGCAACAGUACGAAGCCGUGUUCCUCCAGGUGGCUGAUGAACACCGCACUGUAAAUGCUUUUGAGCUGCAUGAGCUGCUCGAGGCUUGCUUACCAAAUGAUUACAUCAAGAGUUGUGCUAGUCUUGACAUCUGCAGACAAGUCAUCCUGGCUCUAGAUAGUUCAUCCACAGGGAGACUGAAAUUCUCAGAUUUCAAGGACUUGAUGGUGAGUCUGAAAUUCUGGCAGAAUGCCUUCAAGAGCCACACGAAAGAGCGAACUGGAAUCCUGAAAGCUGAAAGACUUCGAGAUGCCCUGGAGGAUGUCGGAUUUCAACUGAACACGGAGGUUGUAUCCACGCUGGUGCUGCGCUACAUGAGAAAAGACGGAACAUUAAGGUUCGGGGACUUUGUCAGUGCAGUUCUCCAUCUCUCAGUUGCGUUCAAUAUUUUUGAGAAGCGAGACCCUCUACAGAAUGGCGCCGUCAAAUUCUCUCUGGGCGAGUGGCUGAAAUGUGGGCUCAUGUGCUGAUUCAGAGGCAUUAGGAUAAGGCAACCCAAAUUAUAUGAAGACUAGCUUUAAAUAUUGUGCUAUAAAUACUCAUAUAUAUGAUUCUUUUAUUGUAUAUAGUACGUGUUAUAUAUAUUUUAGAGUUUAUGUACUGAGUGAUUGUGUAGUCUGUGACACUUAUUUCCUGUGUUCAUUUUGUCACGAAGGAUGUUAGAUGAAUGUAUAUUGCUUAUCAUAUUCACUUUACAGAAGGAAAAUGAUAUCUUCGUUUCCAAGUGCUUUUUAAAACGAUGUACAGUACGCCGGAAAAAAAUACUCUGGCAGAUGUAAAUUAUCUUUUAUACUCGCAGGAUUAGAUUUUUAUAUAUUAAAAACAUUUCAUAUACAACAGUUAUUGCUAAUUUGCUAUGUAAAUAAGACAGAAAGAAAACGGUUUUAUACACCUUAAUUUACUGAAGUUACGAAUAUCUAGGCCGGCCGUGCAUGGUGGUAAUUUAUAAAAGGGCCUUUUUGUUUAAUACAUUAUGAAAGAUGUGUAUAUAUAUAUAUGUAUAUAUAUAAGAAGACUGAUCAUUAGUUUCGCUGCUACUACUGUCUUCAUGAUUGUCAUUAUUGUAGGUGUUAUUAUUAUUAUUAUAAUAAUGAUUAUUAUUAUUAUUAUCAUUAUUGUUAUUAUGAUUAUCAUUAUUAUUAUUAUUAUUAUUAUAAUUAUUAUUAUCAUUGAUUAUAUUAUUGAUAUUUAUAUUAUCAUCAUGACCAUUACCAUAAAUGCUUUCUUUAUUGUUAUUAGUUCAAAAUACGACCAAAAGCAUGUCUUGGGCUGGAACCAUAGAGAUGGCAGUGGAAUACAUUUCCUGCUGAUUUUGUCUGGCAAAGGAAUGUGAGGCUUAUGGAAUUGUAAAAGGGUGUAAAAUGAACUGUAUCGUGUAGAUAUUACUCUAUGUUCCAUAUUUCAAAUGUUUAUGUAAUACUUUCUGAUGUAUGUCAGUUAAAAGUACACCUGUAUGUUUAACUGUUGUUUUAUCGUGCAUUGUACAGAGACUGCGUAACUUUUGCUAUGUAAUAUUAUAAAUAAAUGUUUAUUAUCAUGAA
Penaeus indicus is the source of this 3382-nucleotide messenger RNA. It is a transcript of the gene CalpC, whose product is annotated as calpain-C-like. Bases 326 to 2311 code for a protein of 661 amino acids. Gene Ontology annotation, cellular component: cytoplasm. The record is from RefSeq and is a predicted model, not a curated record. Gene Ontology annotation, molecular function: calcium-dependent cysteine-type endopeptidase activity. Gene Ontology annotation, biological process: proteolysis. The transcript has 17 exons. NCBI's taxonomy places the organism in Eukaryota, Metazoa, Arthropoda, Malacostraca, Decapoda, Penaeidae.